AUGGCAGCAGCUGAGUUAGGAAUAAUAACAAGCAAAGAUGAGCAUUACAAUGGCAAGAUGACCCUGCUUGUUGUGCUAUCUUGUAUGGUUGCUGCCAUGGGAGGCAUUAUUUAUGGCUAUGAUAUUGGGAUUUCAGGUGGAGUGACUUCAAUGGAGCCGUUUCUCAAGAAAUUUUUCCCAGAAGUGCACACUAGGAUGAAAGAAGAUACCAAAACCAGCAACUACUGCAAAUUUGAUAGCCAACUUUUAACAGCAUUUACAUCCUCACUCUAUAUAGCUGGCCUUGUAGCUUCCUUCUUUGCCUCUUCAGUCACCAGAACCUUCGGCCGAAAGCCUUCAAUCCUUGUAGCUGGUGCCUCAUUCCUUGCUGGUUCGGCCUUAUGCGGUGCAGCUACUAAUGUCUAUAUGCUAAUAUCUGGUCGUAUCUUGCUUGGUGUUGGGGUUGGCUUUGCAAACCAGUCAGUCCCACUUUAUCUCUCAGAAAUGGCACUACCUAGACACAGAGGAGCUUUCAACAUUGGCUUCCAAUUAUGUGUUGCCAUUGGAGUAUUAUCAGCUAACCUCAUCAACUUUGGUGCCGAAAAGAUCACAGGCGGCUGGGGGUGGCGAAUCUCCCUAUCCUUGGCAGCGGUCCCAGCCUCAAUACUAACUCUAGGUGCUCUUUUACUGCCAGAAACACCCAACAGCUUAAUCCAACGCUCCAACGACCACCAAAAAGCGGAGUCAAUGCUACAACGAACACGAGGAUGCGAAGAUGUCCAAGCAGAACUGAAUGAUCUCAUCAAAGCAAGUGAAAAUUCAAAAACCAUCAAACACCCUUUUAAGAAAUUGAUGCAAAGAAAGUAUAGGCCUCAACUUGUCAUGGCAAUUGCCAUGCCAUUCUUUACACAAGUGACUGGGAUCAAUGUCAUCUCAUUUUAUGCGCCAGUACUAUUUAGAACACUUGGUCUAAGUGAAAGUAUGUCACUCUUGUCAGCUGUGAUGAGCGCCGGCAUGGUAGGCACCUGCGCAACAUUUGUAUCAAUGCUUAUGGUGGACAAACUAGGCAGAAGAACUCUGUUUGCAAUUGGGGGCAUUCAAAUGUUUGUGUCACAAGUUAUAGUAGGGAGCAUAAUGGCUGCUGAGCUAGGUGACAUUGGUGGAAUAAGCAAAGGGUAUGCAUAUUUGCUGAUCAUCUUUGUGUCUGUGUAUGUAGCUGGGUUUGCUUGGUCAUGGGGCCCACUAGGGUGGCUGAUCCCAAGUGAGAUUUUCCCACUGGAGAUAAGAUCAGCUGGGCAAAGUGUUACAGUGGCAGUAAACUUUGUGUCGACUUUUGGUAUUGCUCAAUCAUUUCUAUUCAUGCUUUGUCACUUCAAGUCUGGGAUUUUCUUCUUUUUUGGAGGUUGGGUUAUGGUGAUGACUGGUUUUGUGUACCUCUUGUUGCCUGAGACUGCAAAUAUUCCUAUUGAGAAGAUGGAUAGGGUGUGGAUGGGGCAUUGGUUUUGGAACAGAUAUGUGGGACAAGUGAGGGAGGAUAGUGAUUAA
Molecule: messenger RNA, 1524 nt
Organism: Prunus armeniaca (apricot)
Lineage: Eukaryota; Viridiplantae; Streptophyta; Magnoliopsida; Rosales; Rosaceae
Source: the annotation of a GenBank genome assembly